This is a messenger RNA of Truncatella angustata, 385 nucleotides long. RefSeq lists its product as uncharacterized. The coding region runs from base 47 to 289 and encodes 80 amino acids. The transcript has a single exon. NCBI's taxonomy places the organism in Eukaryota, Fungi, Ascomycota, Sordariomycetes, Amphisphaeriales, Sporocadaceae. The record is from RefSeq and is a predicted model, not a curated record.
CGCAAGGAGAUCUUACCUUGAGCACUGCACGCUAAUCUCGUUCACGAUGUGCUGCACUCAGAAAACUGCCAUUCUUGUACUCAUUAUCUUUGCGCUAAUCAACAGCGGAGUGACGGUGUUUGCAUUAUCAAAAACAGCAUCCUCGUUAGGCUUGCAGCAUCGACAACCUGCCGCGCGCGAGCAAACAUGCUACGUAGUAGCAAUUGUCCUUGUCGUCGGUGUUGCGGUUCUACUGCUAUGCGCCGCGUUCUUCAUGUGGUGCUGUAAAAUGCACAUUCCCAGGGCAUGAAGAAAUACAUCAGCAUGGUAGGUACAGUAGAUACUAGGAACGGCCGCCAUCGCUUCAGAUCAAUUUUAUUUACUCUCGUGGGUCCCGUGGAACCCA